Messenger RNA from Malania oleifera, 1301 nucleotides. RefSeq names its product probable glutathione S-transferase. The record is from RefSeq and is a predicted model, not a curated record. Gene Ontology annotation, biological process: glutathione metabolic process. Gene Ontology annotation, molecular function: glutathione transferase activity. Bases 296 to 958 code for a protein of 220 amino acids. Lineage: Eukaryota; Viridiplantae; Streptophyta; Magnoliopsida; Santalales; Ximeniaceae. Gene Ontology annotation, cellular component: cytoplasm. The transcript is spliced from 2 exons.
ACCUAACCAGAGAUUUGUCCUCGUUGAAAGUCAAAUGAAGUAACCUCCUGCCCACGCUUAACAUCAUCACAUCUACGUUCUUCCACACCAUUUUGAAUAUUAAUUGUUGCGCAUAUAUCUAAUCCUAGCAUAAUCUCUGAUCCAAGCCAUGACGCCAACGACAAGAAGCCACCCCUAGAGCCAACUCCACACCGCCUUCCCCAUCCCCCUAUAAAUUACUUGUUCUCCUCGCUCCAUCUUCGUUCAUUCUCCGAUACUUGAGUUGAUUUGCAGCUUAGGUAGUAAUUUGUUAACUAUGGCAGACGAAAGGGUUGUCCUGUUGGGUUCGUGGGUGAGCCCUUUUCCAAUGAGGGUCAAAAUCGCGUUGGGCGAAAAGGGCAUAGAGUAUGAAUCCAGAGAAGAAGAUGUGAGCAACAAGAGCCCUCUGCUUCUCAUCACCAACCCUGUUCACAAGAAGAUCCCUGUUCUGAUCCACAAGGGGAAGCCUCUGUGUGAAUCUCUCAUAAUAGUUCAAUACAUUGACGAGGUGUGGAAUGACAAGUCUCCUCUGCUGCCUUCUGAUCCCUACCACCGAGCCCAAGCAAGGUUUUGGGCCGACUUCGUUGACAAAAAGAUACACUACAUAGGGCGACGACUGUGGACGGGGACAGGGGAGGACCAAGCAGCUGCAAGGAAAGAGCUGAUAGAGUGCUUCAAGCUGUUGGAAGCAGAGCUUGGGGAAAGGACUUACUUUGGUGGCGAAAAUAUUGGGCUGGUGGACAUUACUCUGGUGCCCUUUUACAGUUGGUUCUACGUGUUCGAGACAUUUGGGAACUUCAGCGUGGGAGCAGAGUGCCCAAAACUCGUGAGAUGGGCCAAGAGGUGCAUGGAAAAGGAGAGCGUCGCCAAAGUACUGCCUGACCAAAACAGAGUUUAUGACUUCAUUGUGGAACGGAGGAAGAAGCUUGGAAUCGCGUAAUAUAGUAUAUAUAUAUAUAUAUAUAUAUAUAUAUAACUAAGUGUACUGCUUGUAGGGUUUAUGUGGAUGGAGGCGGGGUAAUAAAGCUUGUAUGCAUAAGAGGGUUUUGUGCAUCUUUGUUUCCGUUCUACAUUUUCUUUUUAUUUUUAUUUUUGGUAAAUCCUAUGUGAGACUGCUUCCUAGGUUGGUCAUUUCCAAGUAGGGUUUGUGGGUUUUGGUUUGUGUACUCCAAAAUAAAUUUAUAAAUCCAGGGCAGUGGUUCGAAGUUUGGUGACUAGUGGAAGCAAUCUUUCAGUAAAUUGUAGGAGUUUAAAUAAGUAAAAUAAGAAUUUGCUUUGAUCAA